Staurois parvus is the source of this 72-nucleotide messenger RNA. The record is from the annotation of a GenBank genome assembly. NCBI's taxonomy places the organism in Eukaryota, Metazoa, Chordata, Amphibia, Anura, Ranidae.
AUGUCCCCACUAUAUACUGGUAUAGACAGGGACUUAAAGGAGGCGCUCUCAUUUUUAUAUCCUUAUCGGUGA